CCCCCAUUCUCGCCUCCUGCGAACUUCCGGGAGAAAUCGUCGGCUGGUUGGUUUUCUCUUUCCCGUCCACGCCCGCUCCUCGAAGCCCUGCGACGUGUUGAGCCUGUUGCUUGUUCGAUCGGUCGCGACCCAUCUAGCCCACGAUGGACGGUGGCCAGACCUCGACCAGCGCCGCCCCCGCGGGCAACUCCAGCGAUUUUGUACGGAAACUCUACAAGAUGCUGGAGGAUCCCUCGUAUUCGGAAAUCGUGCGGUGGGGUGAUGAAGGGGAUAGUUUUGUGGUCCUGGAGUGCGAGAAAUUCACCAAAACCAUCCUUCCGAAACACUUCAAGCACAGCAACUUCGCCAGUUUCGUGCGACAGCUGAACAAGUACGACUUCCACAAAGUGCGACAGAACAAUGAGGAGAAUGGGCAGUCGCCAUACGGCCAGAAUGCGUGGGAAUUUAAACACCCCGAGUUCAGAGCGAACAGCAAGGAGUCGCUCGAUAACAUCCGGCGGAAGGCCCCGGCUCCGCGCAAACAGACCCAGCCCAGCGACGACUCGGUCCCUACCCAGCAAAUAGACUUGCUGAACCAGCAGAUUGUGGCGCAGCAGCAGCAGAUCCAAAACUUGUCGGAUCGCUACGCACAGCUGACGGUCGAUCACCAGUUGAUGCUGCAGGAGCUUUUGAGGGUCCAGAAAACGGUCCUCAACCAUGAGAACGUCAUCCACCAGGUGAUGACUUACCUGCUCUCUGUCGAUGCUCGCCAAAGGCGCGACAGCAAGGCAGCGGCGCCUUUCCAAGCCCAGGGCCAAGCUGGCUCGACCAUGAGUCCUUCGCAGGUCGCAACCAUGGACGACGAGCCGUCAUCGCCCUUGCAGCAUGCUUCGAAACUCCUGAGUGAUAUGAACGCCGAAAUCCAGUUCAACCUGGCUGGCUUGGAGUCAAUGGGGGAGCCCCCGAAAAACACGGCGGUAGUUCCUGCGCCUGCUAUGGAGGCGGCCUCGCGCAACGGUGUCGCGCGCCCCCCGCCCACAAACCAGGCCAUGGUCUAUUCGAAGAUGAACGGCGAGAUCGAGCCCGUCGUUUACCCCGUCGGUGCCACAAAUGGGAUCGAUCCUAUGUACAGCGAACAUGUCAACAACGUCCCUUACCCGAUGCCCCCCAAGCAAGAGCUUGACGAGACCCGAAGGCAAUUCCCCGACAACCGCAAGAAGAGCGCAAAUGUCGACCCUGGCUGGAUGCGCAACCCGCAUAUUCUGCUUGUGGAGGAUGAUGCGACAUGCCGACAGAUCGGCGGGAAAUUCCUUUACUCCUUCCACUGUCACAUUGAUACCGCGUUUGAUGGACUGGAAGCUGUGAACAAGAUCCAGGAUGGCUCCAAAUACGAUCUUAUCCUCAUGGAUAUCAUCAUGCCCAAUUUGGAUGGUGUCUCGGCUUGCCAUCUGAUCCGCCAGUUCGACAGAACCCCCAUCAUCGCCAUGACCUCCAAUAUCCGGAGCGAUGAUAUCCAACUCUAUUUCCAGCAUGGCAUGGAUGAUGUUCUCCCCAAGCCCUUCACGAGGAAGAGUCUUCUUGAUAUGCUUGAGAAACACUUGGUCCAUCUCAAGAUUCAGCCGGGCAUGGAGCCUCCCCAAUCUGCGGCCUCGGUCACUAUGGCCGCCCAGAGCUCGGCGGCCCAGUCGGUUAAAGAGGACAGCUCCCCUGGUCAAUCACCAGUAACUCCGAUGAAUAACUGGCAAUCCCCCGGCCAGUUCCCGGGAAUGGCCCCUGUGGCCCCUAGCAUUCAACAGGUCCCAAGUCAAUACGUUCCUGCUACCCCGGCCGCGGCUGCAUAUGCCGUGGACCAAAAUGGCGUUCAAUAUCCUGCACCUCCUGUGGCGCUCACAGCUGCAGCGACUGCAGCAGCCGCCAGGCCGCAACCACGACGGCAGCUUUCAGAAAUGUCUAGUGCCGGGGAACCCCCUAACAUAGCUAAACGGCCGCGCAUGUAUGCGCACCAGGCGCAGCCCAUCGUCAACCCAAUGCAAGCGACGCGGACUGGCUAGGCCCGGUG
This is a messenger RNA of Aspergillus heteromorphus CBS 117.55, 2038 nucleotides long. It is a transcript of the gene skn7, whose product is annotated as putative stress response transcription factor SrrA/Skn7. Lineage: Eukaryota; Fungi; Ascomycota; Eurotiomycetes; Eurotiales; Aspergillaceae. The coding region runs from base 144 to 2030 and encodes 628 amino acids. Gene Ontology annotation, biological process: regulation of DNA-templated transcription; phosphorelay signal transduction system. The record is from RefSeq and is a predicted model, not a curated record. The transcript is spliced from 7 exons. Gene Ontology annotation, molecular function: sequence-specific DNA binding; phosphorelay response regulator activity; DNA-binding transcription factor activity.